UUCAUCCUAUAUGUUUAAUAUCCAACAUGGGCGUUUCUUUUGUCGUCUGCAAAGUGUCAAAUACUUUGCGCGCAACAAAAAUGUUCAAGAGCAAUAAUACUUUUUAGCUCUUCAACAUUGAAAAAUUGUUCAUGAUUUUUACUAUUGCCAAAUGUUUUGGAGUGAACAUAAGAUAUAUAUUUAUUUGAGAAAAUUGCAAUUUUAUUCGGUGAUGGCUAUGAGUCAGUACCAAAAGGCAUCUUUUCAAGGUAUUGCGACUUUGCUCGAAUAAUUAAGUUAACAUCAAAGAAGAUAAGGUACAUGGCUCUUGUGAAAUUGAAAAUUACAAUUUCAUUCGUUAAAAUAAUAUGAAUCCUAUUUAAAUUGAUAUUAAAGUCCUAUUAACAUCACUAUAAAAUGAAAAGGUUAUGCUUUAUCGCGAAACGAAAAUUACAAUAUUAAGAGUUUUAAAUAAUAUUAUUGUUUAUUGUGUGAAUUAUACAAAGUUAUAAACCCCGAGUGAGCAUAUGCUGUUGGCUUAAAAUGUAUAUAAUAUAAAAAAAAGUGGAUUGUCUUAUUUAAUAUCAGAAUCAGCUGAUUACUAUAUUGACAAAGGAUCUCCAAUGCAUUCGAUGUUUCACGAAUGAAGAAUUUAUAUAUUUGGUAUUGAAAAUAAUUAUAUAUAUGAAGAAUAUAAAUAUAUAUCAUAUUUUUGAAUAUAUAGUUUCUUUGUUAUUCUAAAAUAAUAAAAAAAAAUAAAAGAUGUCAGGAAAUAAUUCAGCUAUAGUAGGUACACUUAGAGGUGGUAAUCUACAAAAUCGUAAUUCCCAAAGAUCUACACUUUUAAAAGUGGUAAUUUUGGGUGAUGGUGGUGUUGGAAAAUCCUGUCUUAUGAAUAGAUUUGUAUCAAAUCACUUUGAUGAACAUAGUUUUCAUACAAUUGGAGUAGAAUUUCUAAAUAAGGAUAUUGAAAUUAAUGGAGAAGCAUACACAUUACAAAUAUGGGAUACAGCUGGACAAGAAAGAUUCAAAACCCUUAGAACUCCAUUUUAUAGAGGCUCUGAUAUUUGCCUUUUAACUUAUGCUGUGGAUGAUAGAACAAGCUUCAAAAAUUUAGCACUUUGGAGAUCUGAAUUUCUUUAUUAUGCUGAUGUUCAAGAAGGAUCAACAUUUCCAUUUAUAGUUGUUGGAAAUAAAGUGGAUGUUCCAGAUUCUGAAAAACAAGUUUCCACAGAAGAAGCUCAAGCUUGGUGUGCAGAAAAUGGAGAUCCUCCUCUAGUAGAAACAUCUGCAAAAGAUGCAACCAAUGUUGAAGCAGCAUUUGGUGCAGCUGUUGCUGCUUGGGCACAACUUGAAGCUAGAUUAGAAAGACCAUUAGUAGAAGAUACUGUUGAUCUUUCCAAACAACAAUCUCCUCAUCGUUCAAGUUGUUGUAUGCCUGUGUCUGGUGCUGAGUCUAACAAAAUUAUUUGAAGAGAUUUCUUGUCCAUCUGCAAUACUUUCCUCGUAAUAAGGUGAAUUUUAAUGAUAAAAGUAUUUUUUUAUUGUUGCCCAUUAUGUGUUUCUUCUGUUGCCAAUGAACAUAUUUAUAUUUUUAUAAAUUAAAUUCAUACGAUUUUAUUUGUUUUUACAAAUAUUUUUCAGUUUUGUUAAAAUAUGCAAAUUAAAACUAUAUUUACGCGGAAAAAAGUAAUAUUUUAUGGUUAAUAUUUCCAGAAUACAACUGUAAACUGUAAGGUCAAAUUGAACGUCCUACUCGUAUCACGCUUUGUGCAGUUCGCGAGCUACAAACAGUAUUUUAAGUAUUUCGUACACCAUUGGCUUGUGAUAAAAUAAUAAUAGUAAUAAUCACGAUCAUCAACUGCUUUAUAAAUAAGGAAUAGAUAUAAAAUGUAAUUUAGCUUUGUAAUCUAAAUUUGCCUUAUCUUUGCAGCACAAACUAAGAGCAGUGGUAGUAAUAUAUAUUUAUGACAAAAUCUUCUGAAUCAUCUUUAUAUAUAUGAUUUUGAAAUAUCUAUAUUAUAAAACAUACUCUGCUGCUCUUGGAAUGCUCUGCAGUUGGUGUUUAAAGAUUUUCCUACAAAAUGAAUAGUAUUAUAAACACAUCAAAUAAAGCUUUUUGUACAACCUUGUACGUAUAAAAUGUAUGAACGCAUUUCUAAAGCACUGUAACUUAUUUAAAAGCUACCUAAUACUUUAGUAAUGCUUUACAUACACAAAAUAAAUAAUAUAUAACAUUAUAA
Messenger RNA from Apis florea (little honeybee), 2222 nucleotides. RefSeq names its product RAS oncogene family member Rab9 (gene Rab9). Gene Ontology annotation, biological process: retrograde transport, endosome to Golgi. Gene Ontology annotation, molecular function: GTP binding; GTPase activity. Gene Ontology annotation, cellular component: late endosome; phagocytic vesicle; lysosome. NCBI's taxonomy places the organism in Eukaryota, Metazoa, Arthropoda, Insecta, Hymenoptera, Apidae. The record is from RefSeq and is a predicted model, not a curated record.